AUGCCGGUCGAAUCAAUGCCACGAGAGGAACAAGAACGCCAUAUUAAGAACAUGUUCGAAGCAGCGCAUAACAUCGACUUACAAAUGACCUCUUCGAUGGCAUCGUCGUUCUCAUCUGAGUUGCAGUCUAUUGACGGAGGUGGUGAGACCGACAGUGAUAUCGAAUGGAUUACUCCGGAGACGGCGUUGAUGCACCAGUCCACGUCAGGGUACCAUCCACGUGAACCGGUAAUUCCGUUGCGUACCAACUAUCGAGCAUCGGACUACAAUCCAUAUCGAGAACCAUACCAAGUGGAUAGUGCGUCAGCGCAAAGGUUCUCUGACAACUACAAGAGCGACCACGUUGGUCAGUACUCCGACUGGUCCGAGCAGGAUAGCCGGGCACCGAGUCGUGGAAGUCGAGGAAGACAGCGUCGUCAAGGAGGCUCAAAGUCGUCGCUGCGACAUCCGUUUUCGUGGCUGAAACGGGAUCAGUCCGCCGAAAGACUUGAGGCGGCUGCAAAUCGAGUCGAUCGAAUGCUGCAAGAACUGAAUGCCUAUGGCGAAUUUGCUGAUAUCAAGCCAUUGGAAUAUCGGCCGUUCCCCACAGCUUUCGGCUCUUUGAAGUCCGUAAAUCGUGCGAUGUCUUCUGCCUGUCAUACCGAAUACGACAAUGGCCAGAGUCUGAGCCUGCGUUGUCGACGUCGAAACCGAACGCGAAUUGGCGGAACGUCCGCAAUGAUGCAACUCAGAUCUCGAGACAAGAAACGAAGACGGCGUUGGCGAAUACGUUCAAAGGGCGAUGAAGGCGAUACAGAGUCCCAGUGCAGCAGUCUUGCUAGCAGUAUAGACCUCGAUCCUUUGAGGUGGAAAUCAGUGCACUCGAUUGGCUAUGAGAAUGAGUACGAGAUGCAGUCGGACAACGAAGGGUUGGCCAUUGAAGAGAUGAAGGCGUUGUCACGAGAUAUCAGAAGGAAUUUUGGCGACUUCAAGCUAGCCACUUUUGACGACAUCGAUCAAGAUUGA
Cooperia oncophora is the source of this 1005-nucleotide messenger RNA. The record is from the annotation of a GenBank genome assembly. Lineage: Eukaryota; Metazoa; Nematoda; Chromadorea; Rhabditida; Trichostrongylidae.